AUGUCUCUUGUCCGGACUCUCAUCACCACCCUCCUCCUCACACCCUCCCUCGCCCUCCCACUCAGCCCUUGGCACAGACCAUUCCAGGGCGACGGCUUCCCACUCAUCCCCUGGUACAGAGUUUUCAGAGACGAUGGCUCGCCCUCAGCCGGGUGGCCUGCCCAAGAAGACUGGCUCCCUUUCGACGACGCCUGGCUCGUAGCCCUCCCUCAAAUCGGUAACUCGUGCUACAACAACGGCUGGGGUCCAAAUAACACACCCACCGAGUCUCUGGCCUCGCGAUCCUCCAUCCUAUCCACCGCAACCAAGUCCUCCAUUCCCGCCGAGUUCAUCCUCGUAAUCAUCAUGCAGGAAAGUCGAGACUGUGUUCGCGCGCCUACCACCGAGUAUGCUGGAAACCAGAACCCAGGACUCAUGCAGACAGCUGGACAUGCUAGCUGCCAUCCUUCCAACGCGGAGCCCAUGUCACAGUGCCCGAAUAACAUGAUCGGUGAUAUGAUCAACGAAGGCACCAUGGGACGGGGUUUGGGUAUGAAUUUGAGAGACGCACUGAGUGCGUUCAAUGAUGAGGGCGCGACAAAGUACUAUAAAGCUGCUCGCCGCUACAACCCCGGCGCCGGCGUCACGUCCAUGGAUAUGGGUGUGGGAAGCACGCCUUGCUAUGCCAGCGAUGUUGCGAAUUGGCUUGUUGGCGGCAUGUACAGCCGAGACGGGAAGACUGGGUGUGAUAAUGCGAGCGUGAGAUUGUGA
Molecule: messenger RNA, 750 nt
Organism: Pyrenophora tritici-repentis Pt-1C-BFP
Lineage: Eukaryota; Fungi; Ascomycota; Dothideomycetes; Pleosporales; Pleosporaceae
Product: Hamartin domain containing protein
Source: RefSeq, a predicted model, not a curated record